Cucumis sativus (cucumber) is the source of this 5672-nucleotide messenger RNA. RefSeq names its product probable magnesium transporter NIPA4. The record is from RefSeq and is a predicted model, not a curated record. Gene Ontology annotation, molecular function: magnesium ion transmembrane transporter activity. Gene Ontology annotation, cellular component: membrane. Gene Ontology annotation, biological process: magnesium ion transport. The transcript is spliced from 7 exons. Lineage: Eukaryota; Viridiplantae; Streptophyta; Magnoliopsida; Cucurbitales; Cucurbitaceae. Bases 391 to 1185 code for a protein of 264 amino acids.
AAGAAAAAAAGAAAAAAGAGAAGGUAGCGUGAAAGUGAUCAAACCAUAGUCGGAGAGUAGUCUUUAUUUUGGUAAAACCAAAUCAAUGAUUUUGUUUAGAUCUCUCAUUCAUCCGUUCAUUCUCUCCCUCUUUUUCUCUUUCGAUCUAAGUAAUCUCCUCCCUCUCUCGCUGUUGUGUUCAACACCAGUCUCAAAGCGCCGACAAAUUUUCUCCAUACAUUUACCUUCGAUCUGUGUUUCCCUCCCCUCAACAUCCCACAUUAAUUCCCUUUCCACUUCCCAACUCACUCCCUUCCCAUUUCUGCCUCCUUUUUUUUCUCAAUUCUGCUUUUCCUUUAUCUUAUCUUAUGAUAUGGUUUCUCAACUUCCAACCUAGGGUUUCUCUCUGCCAUGGCAACCUCUCAAACUCCUAGCUGGCGGGAGGGCAUGUCCUCUGAUAAUAUCAAGGGCUUGAUUCUUGCUCUUUCUUCCAGUUUUUUUAUUGGUGCUAGCUUCAUUGUUAAGAAAAAGGGCUUGAAGAAAGCCGGCGCUUCUGGAGUCAGAGCAGGAGUUGGAGGCUAUUCUUACCUAUAUGAGCCUCUUUGGUGGGUCGGCAUGAUUACAAUGAUUGUUGGAGAAAUUGCUAAUUUUGCAGCUUACGCAUUUGCUCCAGCUAUACUAGUUACCCCACUUGGUGCUCUUAGCAUAAUUAUCAGUGCAGUGCUUGCACAUAUUAUAUUGCGGGAGAGGUUGCAUAUUUUUGGAAUUCUUGGCUGUGUUCUGUGUGUAGUGGGUUCCACAACCAUUGUGCUCCAUGCUCCUCAAGAACGUGAAAUUGAAUCUGUUACUGAAGUGUGGCAAAUGGCCAUGGAGCCUGCCUUUUUACUGUAUGCAGCAUCGGUUAUGACAGCUGUGUUUAUACUUAUAUUCCACUUUAUACCACAAUAUGGCCAGACUCACAUUAUGGUUUACAUUGGUGUAUGUUCCCUUGUAGGAUCUUUAUCGGUCAUGAGUGUGAAAGCAAUAGGAAUUGCCUUGAAGCUAACGCUAUCAGGAAUGAACCAGCUAAUAUAUCCUCAGACCUGGAUAUUUACUUUAGUUGUGAUUACUUGUGUGCUUACCCAAAUGAAUUAUUUAAACAAGGGCAAGGAUGUCCCUAGAAAUAUUUGGCUUGAAUGUAACAAGAGAGUGCUCCCAGAUCAAUGAGCAUGUAUGGCAGGAGCACGAAGUCAAUGAAACAUUGAUAUGGCAGUGGAGUCUUUUAAUGAUCUCGUGAUGUUAAAAUUAUAUGAAGGAAUUGGUGAAGGGUUGGUGUCUCCGGUGUUUAAGAUUGUCUUUUUUGAUCUCUCACAACUGUUGAGCAAAUUUGCACUUCUCCUUUCAUCUGUUUAUCAUUAUUUUUUUUAAUAAGAAACAUAACUUUCAUUGUCAAAAGGAGAAUACUAAGGAGGGAGAGAUGAGAUAUCCCCAUAAAACCAAUAGGUUACCAAAAAAAAGCCAGACUGGUGUAGAUAUGAUUUAGGCUAUAAUUACAAAAUAAUUAUUAGGUAGACAACCGUGGAGAAGCAAAAAAAGUGACAAGAACUCAAAAGAUGGCCAUAUUUUGUUCAUAGCCACGAAGGAUCCUUGAGUUUCGUUCAAAUCAAAGCCUCUAGAGAAGGGCAAAGACCCCAUUAGACCAAAGGAGUUUCAACUGAGCACGAAACUUGGGGCCUUCAAUCUGCUAAAGACGACCAUCAGAGGCUUUGCUAAGCCAAUACCUAUGCAAAUUGAGCAAGCUAAAUAACCUUCCCCAACAAUCCGCAACAAAGGGGCAUAAAAAGAAAAGAUGCAUCAAGGACUCCCGACUUUUACAAAGAACACACGAAUUAGGGAAGAUAGCAUAAUUUUGCAGGGCUCUUUAGAUUCUACAACAAGUAUUCAGCCUUUCAAAGGAGAAAAUCCAUAGGAAAACUGUUAAACCACCACCAUUAUUUACUUAUAAUAGAAGAAAGAAAAAAAUAAAGAACGUGAGGAACUACUUACAGUUAUUUAAAAAGAACCACCUACACUUUAAUUUAAAAAUGACAGUUAUUUUAUUAAGGAAGUUAAAUCAAUGAGAAGGGGAUGGAAAAAGAGGGGAGUUUUUGGAGUGAAGGAAAAGGUCUGCAAUACUCCAGUGAAAGACAGGGGAAGCAGAAGACUGGUGUUCUAUAUUCUGGUUUGCUUAUUAGUAUUUUGUUUUUGUUUUGUCGUUUGGAAUUUUGGGAGGUUUUCUUUGUUUGAUGUUUCUGAAUUAUAUGUAACGUGACUCAUCUUUUGAGGUUCGCGGUUUGCUUAUGCUGUAAGUUGUGUUUGAAUUAUCAAUAUAACAGAAACACUACAUCAGUGUUCUAUCAAAGACUUUGACCUUAGGACACUUGGCUUUCCAUGUAAGAUCAGAGCUUUGUCUGUUCAAGGCAACUUUUUUCACAAUCGGCUUGGGAGAAAAAGACCUAACUGCAAAGAAGCCAUUGUUUUCCCACAUCCACAAGAUAACUUCAUCUCUAUUAUUAGGCCUGAAGGAUUGGAGCUUGGUCAUAAGAUCGACCCACAUCAAUAAAAUUUCUUCUGAACAUUUUAAAGUCCCAAACGCAGAAGGAGUUAGAGUUAGACCACCAAUGACUGACCACAGAGUCCUUAGCAAUCAUGAUUCUGUAAAGUCUAGGGGAAAUUUCGUGCAAAGGGGGGAGUCAAUGAGACAUUCAUCUCCCUUGUUGUUUGUUUUUUUCCUUUGCUUUUUGUACUUCCACUCAUCUCAAUAGAAGAGACUUCAUUGGCUCCUUUAUUCGUGUUUUAUGUAUUAUUUGGGAUGUUUAUUUUUUCUUUCCAUGAUCUUCUCUGUGUUUUCUUUUUCUUUUCUUCCUUUGAUCUAUCUGCAGGAAAAGAAACCACACAAAUGAGAACCAUUACCUAAACAUCUCAAUAUCUCCUAGUCAGUUCCUUCUAGUUCCCUGGGAGUAAUAGUUUAGCAGUAUUUGCUUUGUUCUUUUAAAGAUACUUACACUCAUAUGGAUUGUUUGAGGUGUUUUCUGUCAAAAAUUCUUAAAGUCCCAUUUGGCUUGGGGUCUCCUUUCCUCUCAAAAGGGUUUUUUUUUUUCAAAAUCUUCUUGUCAUUUGCGGUGUAUUAGUCAGUUUUUUUGCUUUGUUUUUUCUCUCUUUGGUCUGGUUUAUUUUGGUUUGGUUUGUUUCUUAGUUUUUUUAGGGCUCUACCUUUUGGCCUGGUUUUCUCAAUAGUUGUGUUUGUCUCCCAUAUUUAUUUUAUACUUGGAGAUCUUGUACUGUGGAGUAUUAGUUACUUUUCAUCAUAUCAUUGAAAUUUUUGUUUCCGUUUUCCAAAAAAAAAUCUUAGUCAAUUCUUCUGUUGCAAAAGUGAGAGUGGGACAUUUUUUUUAAAGGAAACGAGUCUCUUUUAUUAAUUAAUAAUGAGACAAAAGCUCAUAGUACAAGAGAAUUAUACAAUAAGCAAAUAACCUAAGGAUCAACCGUGCACCUACAUAUCUCAACUAGGUUGACGCCUCCACAUCAUAUGCAACAAACUUUGAAAACAUGAUAAUCAAGGCUAACAUAAAGCCUUUACAACAAUGAUUACUAAUACAAGGAAAUCAAACGGGGCAAUCCUUGCUAAAACACUGUCUAAACUACUAAGGGACAAAAACAAAGCAGAACAAAAAGGCCGAUCAACACCAUGCCCAAAUUAAGUUGCGGAAAUAAAAGUUCUCCAAUUCAAUUGAAUUCUGACAUACUGUAACUAUCAAUCUCCUUGGAGAGAAUGCACCACGACGAAACAUUUCUAUUAGCGACUUCAUAACAAUCCAACCAGCCGAGAGAUCUGUCGUGGUCGUGGAAGACCCUUUGAUUCCUUUCAAACCAUAAUUCCUCAGAAAUUUCUUUUAUCGCGUUAAACCAUAGUAAAAGAGAGGUUUUGUUGAAACAUGGACCUCCUAAAAGUUGUACCGUUUCUCUACAUUCGUCACUAAACACCCAAGACAUAUUGAAGACUGAGAAUAAAUUCUCCAACACUUGGCUAAAUACGAGCACAAGAAAAAAAAGAAGAUGAAUUGGGUCUUCUUCAUGUUGAAGGCAAAGCGGGCAAAUGGAUGGAGACAUUCAAAUGGCCAACCAAUAGUACCCAAACAAUAAGUGGGCAGAUUGGGUCGGUUAUGUUGUUAGUAGCUUUCCCUGUACAUAUCUUGGCCUCCUCUUGGGAAAUAAUCCGAAAUCAAUCACUUUAUGGGAUCCUGUGGUGGAUAAAGAAAGAGAGAGAUUAGCCUCUUGGAAGAAAGGUUUCUUUUCCAUUGCAGUGAGACUGUCUCUGAUUAAGUUAAUUUUGAAUGGCACUCCAGUUUACUAUUCUUUAUUUAGGGUCCCAAGUGAGAUUUGUUAGAAUUUAGAGAGGUUAAUGUGUGACUUCCUAUGGGAAGGGAUUGAUGAAAGGAAAGGCAAGCGCUCUCAUCUGAUAAAAUGGCAGAUUAUUGAAAAAAUCAAAUUGAUUCACUUAGGUGGUUUUGGAACUGGGAACUUUAGGCUUUGCAACAAAACCCGCUUAGCUAAAUGGUUAUGGCAUUUUAACUCUGAACUUGACUCUGGCAAAAAAUCAUUGUGAGUAAAUUUGGUCCCCACCCUUUUGAGUUGUUGUCUAAAGGGAUUAGACAUACUUACCGGAAUUUAUCUAAAGACAUUAUGAAGGACCUUCCUAGGUUUGCUCACCCAGUUUGUUGUAUGGUAUGGGAGGGGAGAGAUACCUACUUCAGGGAGGACUUUUGGGUUGGGGAUAGACCUCUUUGUGCUUUUAUUUCCUUGUCUUUACCAUCUUUCCUUCCAUAAAAGUAAUUUCACUGUCGAUCCUUAGUUUGGAAGGGGAGCCCAUUUUCUUUUUCUUUUGUUUUUUGUCGUCCUCUUACCGAUAGGGAAUCAUUAGAUGUGGCUUCUCUUUCUCUCCCUCUGUUAGAGAAUUAUCCUUUUCGCCUUGGUAGAAGGGAUGUGAGAAUUUGGAGUCCUAAUCCUUUGGAUGGUUUCUCCAGUGUUUUGUCCAGACCCUGUUGGAUCCUUCUUCUAGUGAGUCGAUUUGUUCAGUUCUUUGGAGAAUCAAGGUUCCUGGAAAGGUUAGAUUCUUUUCUUGGCAGGUGCUCCAUGGUUGUGGUAUCAAGUUUGAUAGGUUCUCCAGGAUUUUGUCUUAUCUAGUUGGCCUGUUCUGUUGUAUUCUCUGUCUGAAGGUGGGAGAAGAUCUGGAUCAUAUUCUUUGAAAUUGUGACUACGCUUGCAUCAUUUGGGAUUCUCUCUCACAAAUGUUUGGUAGAGUGCUCGUACUAGAGGUGUUAGAGACAUGGUUAAUUAUUACUUUCUCCACCCACCUAUGAAGGAGAGCCAGGAUUCUUUGGAGUGCGAGUACUUGUGCAAUUUUAUGGAGCUUGUGGAGGGAAUGAAACAAUAGAGUUUUUAAGGGCAUGGAGAGGGAUUCUAGAGAUUUUUGGUCGUCGUUCGUCAUUAUGUUUUGCUUUGGGCUUCAAUUUCGAAGCUUUUCUGUAACUACUAUUUGGGUUUGAUUUCUAUUAGUUGGGAUCCUUUCUUGUAAUGGGGUUUUUUCUGGGGUUGGUCUAGGCCGCCCCUGUUCUUGUGCUUUUUCAUUGUUCAUUAGUCUCAAUGAAGCGUUUCUCUUUAUCAAAUAAAAAAAA